GGUAAUGGCCUAUGCUCAGCCAAAAGAGGUUGCCAAACAGCUGUGUUGCGCUAUCUGUCUGGAACAAUUCAAAGAACCAAAAGUGCUACCAUGCCUGCACACCUACUGUAAAGGGUGCCUUGUGAAAUUACUGAAAUAUCCUGAUCAUAUAGUAACCUGCCCAGAGUGCCGACAGGAUGUAAAAAUUACUGAAGGAGAUGUUGAGAAGCUACAGUCAAAUUUCUGGGUAAACAAUUUUAUGACCCUGCUAAGCAUGCAGGACAGCAACAUGGCUUCAUCCCAAAACACAUUGCUCUGUGAUCACUGUGACAGUGGCGAUCCAGCCGUCUCACGCUGCACCAACUGCUGUGUUUUCAUGUGCGAGUUCUGUGUUACUGCACAUAAAAGGAUCACUGCAACAAGGAGUCACGAGAUCUUUUCCCUGCAGGAAGUCAGAAAAGUUGGCUCGAAGGCCCUUGUCAAGCCAGCAUUCUGUGAAAAGCAUAGUGGGGAGCUACUCAAGCUCUUUUGCCAAACUUGCCAGAAAACAAUCUGCCGAGACUGCACCAUUGUCGAUCACCGAGAACAUAAAUACGACUUUGUGGCUGAUAUUGCUGAAAAAGAAAAAAGUUCUGUGCGAGCUAUUCUUGAGAAAUGCAUAACCAAAGAAAGAGCAGUUGCUGAAGCUCUGAAAGCAGUACAGAACAUGAAAAGCUGUGUCCUAACUAAAAUCUCAGAGGUAAACCAACAGGUAGAUAAUUUUAUCGAUAGGCAAGCGAAAAUAUUAGAGAAUCACCGUGCAAAGCUGAAAUUUGAAGCCAUAACACAAGGCCGUGUUACAGUCAAGCAGCUUGACAAUCAGGCAGACGGUCUCUCCUCCCUUUUGGCCCAGUUAAGAAGUGGCAUUGAUUUCACCAACCAGACCAUAGCAGAUGGAGACGACAUAAAGCUCUUGUCUCUGAAGACACAACUUGUCCAGCGACUUUCCCAGCUUAAUUCUUCACAAGACCAGUUGACACCUUGUCAGAUUGAUACUAUAAAGCUUAAAGUGAAAAGGUCGAUUGAUGAUGAGGGGGAAUUAGCAGAAGUAAGGUACCAACAGUGUGACCCCCAGAGGUGCACCAUCAGCAUGAAUGGGAGCGAAGGAGUUCUCUAUCAGACCAGAAAUAAUGAAAAUGUGCAUUUCAUACUAAUCAUCAAGGAUGAAACGGGUGAUAGAGUUACAGGAGGAGGACACAGAGUGAGCGUUCAUGUUCAAUUUGAACCUACCUCCGGUUACGAGGAUGAAACGUCUGGAUUAGUUGGGGACUACUGUUCAGCCAGUCACAAUGUAUCACCUUCCCCGAUGCCUCCGCAAGCAUUCUCUCCAGUCGGACUGUAUCCAUCACCCCGCUCGGUGGCUCAUUAUCAGCGUGGAUACUCGUUAGUCGAUUCUCAAAAAGCACCCCCUAUUAGACGUAAUGCAUCACCCCACUCGUUGGGUCUUGAUCGGUGGGGAUACUCGUCAGUCGAAACCUCUGCACAACCCCGCAGGGGAAUUAUGCAACCACAGUUUUCAGCCAGACACAAGGGAUCGCCAAGCCUGAUGGAUCGCAAAGUACCCGUUUUAGAUAGAGGUAAAGCAAUACCCUCCUUGGUGGCUUAUGGUCAGUAUGGUCAGGUAGAAUCAUACUCUUCAUUCGGGCAUCAACCAGCACCCGUUAUUAAUAGAUGUAAGGCAUCACCCCGCUCGGUGGCUCGUGAUCAGGUAGGAUACUUGCCAGUCAAAACCUUUUCACAAUCCCCCCAGGCAAAUCAACAAGCACAGUUUUCAGCCAGACAAAAUGCAUCUCUCUCCUGGGCGGAACAGCGAGUACAAGUAACAUACGGAGCCAUUCCAUCACCCAGCCAGGCGGAUCAGCAAGCACUUACAGUGCAAGAUAAUGGUGAUGGAUCAUAUACUUUCGAUUAUUUCCCGAAAUUGCCUGGAGCUUGUAGUCUUUCAGUUAUGGUUGAGGGUCAACCCAUAAACGGAAGUCCAUUUAACUGGCAAGUCUACACAGAGGAGGAUUAUUUGGAAUGGUAACCGGCAAAGUCGCCCGAAACCUGAGUCAUGUUGCCCGAAAUUUUUUAGUCAUGUCGCCCGAAAAAAAAGUUAAGUCGCCUAAAGAAACAAAUACCUAAAAGAUCAGACUUACAGUCUGUAAAUAGGCAGUAAAGUUGAGAAAUCUUUACAGCUGAAGCGCAACAACACCAUGAAGAUUCAACGGUAGGACUAUCGGGUGACUCGACUGUAAACCAUUUCGAAUACUUAAGCGAAAAGGAAUCGGGCUAAAAGAUAACUCGCUGAGGCUUAUUUAAAACAAUCAGAAACCUACACUUUCGCAUUGUUUAGGGGCUCUGAAGUAUGACAGCUUUUUUUAUGGUGGGUCGCGAGUAUCUGUUACUUCGUACGUAGAACUUAAACAUCGAAAGUGGUAGGAGGCAUGAUUGACAAUUUUUUGCCAGAACAAUUUUCCUGAAUUAUUAGAAAAAAAAGGAACUAGCGAGAUAUUUUAUAACACAGUUUCAUUUCUUUCCUCCAAAUUUGUUUCGCGAUCUGAACUGUCAGUAAUAUAAAAAUGCUUGUUUUGUGGAAGAGAGGAUGAAGUCACCAACAUACAAAACAUAUAAGUACAUGUAUUGUUAACAAAGUCCGUCGUCGAUUUACUGUAAGAGAGGUUUUGUGAUUGGACGCGUUUAGUCCGCCUAACGAAGAUGCGGAAACGUGCUGUUGGGUAGAAAGAAUUAAAUAUGGACAUAUUACAAUUAGGUUGGCUUGGGAUUUUACUGCUCUCGUGGUGGUAGGAAAAAUACUAGACAUUGGUGAGAUCGUCGACAUCACUGCCUUUUACAAAAUACAUUUCGUUUGGUGAGCAAGGAGACCAAAAUAAAUUAAUUUAAGUUACGUUGUCUGGGUAGAUACCCACAUAGAGAGAUCAUACAGAUAAAGCAUUGAUGUGUAGUUAUUUUUUGGCUCAAUUGCAGUACACUCAGCCCACUCAUUUGCAUAUUUCGGCAGCCUUUGAAGAACCAGUCAUGAAAGAGUAGACAUGAGAGAGGCUCUUGUUUAAUGCCCAUGAUAGGCUGGGUA
Stylophora pistillata is the source of this 3091-nucleotide messenger RNA. RefSeq names its product E3 ubiquitin-protein ligase TRIM45. Gene Ontology annotation, molecular function: protein binding; ubiquitin protein ligase activity; zinc ion binding. Lineage: Eukaryota; Metazoa; Cnidaria; Anthozoa; Scleractinia; Pocilloporidae. The record is from RefSeq and is a predicted model, not a curated record.